CAUUUGUUUUGCACACCCAAACACACACGAGUAGCGAUUCAGAGAAGUGUUCAAGUCAUGAUAACAGACGACGGGUUUUUAACGAAUGUAUAAAUAUAAAACAACCGAAGAGACUCGUCAGGACUGCAAUGGCUUUAGCUUUAGCCCGUUAGCAUGCGUUAGUUACUAACGUUAUAUGUGUGUGUUUAUAUAAACAGCACAAGAGCAACAUUGUGUUUUCAUCUUAGUUCUGAUGAAUAAGACGUUUGUGAUGAUUCUCGACGACUGAUGCUGAUAAAUAAACUGAAGAUGUGAAGUGUUGACUGGAUCUUCAGUGUUUGUUUAGAGCGUUGGAGAGAACAUCAUCCAGAGCUGCUUGACUUCAGAUGUCCAUGAUGGAGAAGAACGAGACGAGGCCAGGAUACUUCGCCAGACUGAAGAAGAGACGGCAGAUGAAACAGAGCCAAUCAGAGAAAGCGUUGGCUGAGCAGAUCCAAUCAGAUCCAGAGACAAAGACGCCAGUCAUCCGUGAACCUGCUUCUAUUGGACAAUCUCAGGGGGAGAAUCCAGAAACCAAGAGAGGCCAAAGGAAAGAUGACAACAGUAAAUCGUACAGUCAGAGCAAGAAAGAGAAGAGUAAACCAGCAGGGACUGUGGAGUAUAUGGUUGAAGCGAUGGACACACUGAACAGCAUUGCUCUGAAAUUCAACAACACUCCAAAUCAACUGGUGCAGUUAAACCGUCUGUAUUCACACAGUGUCGUACCUGGACAGACAUUGUUUGUUCCUGAUGUGGACCAAUCAGGGCGCGGCUCUCAGACGGACGACCUGAUCAACACAGACUCAUCUGAGAGGAAGCUGAAGUCGAGCAGUCGGCCCGUGAGGAGAGAGACGUCACCGGCGUCUGAAGACGAGAGUCUCGCCACCGUCAAAUUCAUCAAGAUGAGCUGCAAAUACGUCACGGAUGGGAUGGGCGUCGUCGGGGGUGUGAUGAUUAUAACGCCCAACAACAUCAUGUUUGACCCGCACAAGUCCGAUCCCGUGGUGAUCGAGAACGGCUGCGAGGAGUACGGUCUCAUCUGUCCCAUGGAGGAGGUUCUGUCUGUGGCGCUGUACGAUGACAUCUCACGAAUGAAACUGAAGGACGCGCUGCCGUCUGAUGAACCCCAGGAUCUCUGUCCGUUAUACAGGCCGGGAGAGUGGGAGGAGCUUCCCUCCGAGCAGGACCUCAACCCUUUCAGUCGCUACGAGGUGCUCGGACCUCCCAGCCGUCCCAUCGUAUUGGAUGAUAUUGCAACGGCGGUGUCUGACAUCUCGGCGUGUCAAAUGGCAGAUAAAUCACCGUCAGAUGAAGGAUUUACUGAAUUAGAACUGCCACAGAGCGACUUUAACACUACCUGCCCCAGUCAGGAGGGAGCGUCAUUUCACCAGAACUAUACACUGAGAGACACGAGGAACCCAUCGUGCUCAGACCAAAAAGCAGAAGAUGAAGGACUCUAUCAUCGGUCCACAGAGGACAGCGGGGUGUUACUUCAGUCGGUUUCAGAUGGGAUACGUGAACCUGACGCGGCGGUGCAUGAUGGGAAUGAGGUUAAUAAAAACGUGAGCGAAGGGGCGGUGAAAGAGGAGACCGCAUUGGACGGAGGCUGUGCUGAAGUUGAGACGCAAAAACACCAGAAAGAAUCAACAUCAGAUGGAGAGACUGCUGACGCUGAGAGACGCAGACGCACCAGUGAGACUGACGUCAAGUCAUGGCUGUUAAAAAGACUGCAGGGACCAAUCGAAGACAUGCUGCUGUCACAUGAAGAAAAGAGCAAAGCUCCGCCCAUGUUCCUCUGCUUUAAAGUGGGAAAGCCAAUGAGGAAAUCCUUCGCCAUCGGUCGAACUUCAAGCCCCGCCCACUCAUUCAUCAGCAGGGGACGACAGCCUGAAUACUGGUUUGCUGUUCCACAGGAACGAGUGGAUCAUCUGUACUCAUUCUUCAUUCAGUGGUCUCCGGACACGUACGGUAAAGACGCUCAGGAACACGGCUUUGUGCUGGUGGAGAAAGAUGAGCUCAACAUGAUCGAUAACUUCUUUAGUGAUCCUGGCCCGCGCAGCUGGGAGAUCAUCACAAUAAACGAAGCAAAGAGACGUCAGAGUUUCAGCUUUGAGGACGAAGAUUCUCUGGAUCUCUUUCCUCUGCUGAUGGAUCCCAGUGUUCUUCUGGAGGACACACACAUUGAGAAGCUGGCCACACGUCUGCCGGCUCGGGUUCAGGGUUAUCCGUGGCGUCUGGUCUACAGUACUGUGAUACAUGGCACCAGUCUGAAGACUCUGUACAGAAACCUGCUGGAUGUGGACUGUCCUGUACUGCUGGUCAUCAGAGACAUGAACAAUCAGAUGUUCGGGGCGUUUUCCACUCAUCCCUUUCGAGUGACUGAGCAUUACUACGGGACGGGAGAGACGUUCCUCUACACCUUCUGUCCCGAGAUCAAGGUGUUCCACUGGAGCGGAGAGAACUCAUAUUUUGUGAAAGGGAACACUGACUCUCUUCAGAUCGGAGGAGGCGGGGGUCGUCUGGGUCUGUGGUUGGACGCUGACCUUGAUCACGGCACCACGUCCAGAUGUUCCACAUUCAACAACCUGCCGCUGUCCUCCAAACACGACUUCAUCGUUCAGAACCUGGAGGUUUGGGCGUUUGAAUGAGCCGCUGC
This is a messenger RNA of Triplophysa dalaica, 2674 nucleotides long. It is a transcript of the gene ncoa7b, whose product is annotated as nuclear receptor coactivator 7. Bases 366 to 2666 code for a protein of 766 amino acids. The record is from RefSeq and is a predicted model, not a curated record. Gene Ontology annotation, cellular component: nucleus. Gene Ontology annotation, biological process: regulation of transcription by RNA polymerase II; response to oxidative stress. NCBI's taxonomy places the organism in Eukaryota, Metazoa, Chordata, Actinopteri, Cypriniformes, Nemacheilidae. The transcript has 16 exons.